Molecule: messenger RNA, 3819 nt
Organism: Heteronotia binoei (common prickly gecko)
Lineage: Eukaryota; Metazoa; Chordata; Lepidosauria; Squamata; Gekkonidae
Gene: AZIN1
Product: antizyme inhibitor 1
Exons: 12
Coding region: 577-1923 (448 amino acids)
Biological process (GO): negative regulation of protein catabolic process; positive regulation of polyamine transmembrane transport
Cellular component (GO): cytoplasm
Molecular function (GO): ornithine decarboxylase activator activity; ornithine decarboxylase activity
Source: RefSeq, a predicted model, not a curated record
UGCAGGGCCAGCCGCCCUUCUUCCUCUUCUUUUGCCAUUUUCUCUCUCCCGUUCGGUGCGUGUGUGCUUGUCGCCGCCCCUCUGGCCACUCGGCUGCUGCUGCUGCUGCUUUCCCUCCCGGUUUUUUACGCCCUUUUCCCACGCGGUUCCUUUUCUUUUCCGUGCUUGUGUACCGCCGCUGCAGCGCAACGUUGCGCUCUUUCCUCGGUCCAGCCCGCAGCCUAUGGCCCUGGAAGGCGCCGCUGCCUCCUGUAUUUCUGCUGUAGGUUCCCACAUCCCUCUUUAAAAAUUCCGCCUAAAAAGAGAAGACGAUUUACCAAAUCUUUCGGGCCGUUGUCCCACGGCAAACUCUCUGACCAGGUUUACAACUAUCCAGAGGGUUUAGGAGAAGUGCUUUAUCGAGAACAGUUCGACUUCAACGCUGAGCCACCUUGGGAACCUAGCUGAUGAUAGUAGGGUUCCAUCUCCUAACUUGUCCAUUUUGUUGCAUAAUUUAAGGACCCGGCUCUAAGGCUUUGCGGCCCGUCCCUUGUGUUUCUUGGUUUAUGACUGUCGGCUUUGCGGAAUACGGCUGAGAUGAAAGGAUUUCUUGAGGAUGCAAACUACUCCAUUGGCUUAUUGGAUGAAGGAGUGAAUCUUGGAGAUGUCAUCGACAACUGCAUUUAUGAGCAUACUCUUACUGGCAAAAAUACCUUUUUUGUUGGUGAUCUGGGGAAGUUGACCAAGCAGCAUAUCCAUUGGCAGAAUGUUAUGGCACGAGUAAAACCAUUUUACAAUGUAAAGUGUAACUCUUCUCCAGGUGUACUUGAGAUUCUGGCAGCUCUUGGAACUGGGUUUGCAUGUUCGAGUAAAACGGAAAUGGCAUUGAUUCAAGAUUUGGGCAUUUCUUCUAAAAAUAUCAUAUUCACUAAUCCUUGCAAGCAAGCUUCUCAGAUAAAAUAUGCAGCAAAAAUUGGAGUAAACAUUUUGUCUUGUGACAGUGAAUUGGAACUAAAGAAAAUUGCUAGGAAUCAUCCAAAUGCAAAGCUCUUACUCCAUAUUGCCACAGAAGACAAUGGAGGUGAAGAGAUGAACAUGAAGUUUGGCACCACCCUGAAGAACUGUCGGCAUCUCAUGGAAUGUGCUAAGGAGCUGGAUGUCCAAAUAGUUGGUGUUAAAUUUCAUGUUUCAAACUCCUGCAAGGAACCUCAAAUAUACAAACAUGCUAUUUCUGAUGCUCGCUGUGUGUUUGACAUGGCUGAAGAAUUUGGCUUUACUUUGAAUAUGUUGAGCAUUGGUGGGGGCUUCACGGAUAAUGAACAUGAUCUGGAAGAGGUUAAUCACAUUGUCAGUCCACUGCUUGAUAUCUACUUUCCUGAAGAAUCUGGAAUAAAUGUGGUUGCAGAGCCUGGAUGCUAUUACGUUUCAUCUGCAUUUACUCUUGCAGUUAAUGUUAUUGCCAAGAAAGCUGCUCAGUGUGAUAAACAUCUUCCCUCUGAAAUGGAACAAACCAGGAGCAAUGAUCCGGUCUUCGUGUAUUACAUGAAUGAUGGUGUCUAUGGUUCUUUUGCAAGCAGAUUAUCUGAGAAUUUGAAAGCUAUUCCAGAGGUUCACAAGAAAUACAAGGAAGAUGAGCCUCUGUUUGCAAGCAGCCUUUGGGGUCCAUCCUGUGAUGAGCUUGAUCAAAUUGUGGAAAACUGUCUUCUCCCUGAGCUGAAUGUUGGAGACUGGCUACUCUUUGACAAUAUGGGAUCUGGUACUUUGGGUGAACAGUCUACUUUCAAUGACUUACAAAGGCCACCAGUUUAUUACAUAAUGUCAUUUGGUGACUGGUGUGAGAUGCAAGAUGCUGGCUUUACCUCUGACACACUGAUGAAGAAUUUCUUCUUUGUGCCUUCUUGCAUUCAGCUGAGCCCUGAAGACAGUUUUUCUAUUGAAGCUUAAACAGGCAUUAAUGCUUCAUUUAGCCUUGCAGUUGCAUGUCUGUAGUCUUGUCUGGUCACAACAUUCCAGUUUGGAAGAAAAAAAAGUGGAACAAUCUUGAAUGAAUUAUUUAACACUUGAAAUCAAUUGGGACCAGGCAAAACCAGCUACAACUACAAUUCACUGGGGGAGUGAAGGUUAAAUAAUAAUAUUAAGAUUUAAACUCGUCAGAUAAUUCAGUCCCUCAGCAUUUAAAUAAAAUAUGCAACAAAAUGGAUGACUUAGUCGAGAUGGAAACCCAUCACUUGGGUUCUGUUAAACAGUUUACAUACAAGUACAGUUUUUAUACUAAGGAUUUCUGUUAGAAAGUCUUGUAAAAUUGUCUUUCCCCCAGAUAUAUGAAAUGUCAGUGGGAAACAAGUGUAACUUCAUUAGCUACGUUUAGUGUUUUUAGAAUGUGUAAAUUUGUGCUUUGAACUGUAGUUUAAUAAAUGUAAAAUUGCAUCAUAGUAUUUGUUGUAUUUCACCCUCGCUGUACCUACCCCUGUAUGAUUGCAAUAAAAUUUUGUGUAGGUUUUCAUUUUCUUCAGGCUAACACAGGGAAGAGGGGCUAGGCAGCAAAGAUAGUUUAAGUACAUGAAGGUACGUUCAAAGACUUCAGAAUUUGGGCAGAACACUAGAUCAUGAACAAAAUUAAAAAUGACUGAACUUAAAAAUCAGGAUGCAACUUGUACUUCUGCAUCUGAUUUAGCAAUUCUAAUUCCACACUGUUGAACUUGUGAGCUGGUAGAUACCAGAAGAGACAACAGAGGAUGUAAAAUGUAUACAGGACUUAAAAGAAAAACGGAAAGAACAGGUUUCUCAAGUGCUGUAUGCAUUUUGUGCUCUGUAUGCUCUUGGCUGCUGAAAGCAAGGCUACUGGACACAGGCUUCACCUGUGCAUUAGAAUCUCUACUUUUCUAUAAAAGUUACUGAUAAGUAUAAAUGGUUCUGAACAGCAUUCAAUCUUUGGCAGAAGGGCUACAUCCAUCUCCAGUAUUCAGAUUGGGUUUUGUCUGAAUACACUGAGUGUGCACUUAAACUAUCGGAACUGCAUCAACUAGACUUAGCAAGGGAAACGUUGAAGCUUUUACUCAUUGUUAGACUCCUCCUACCCUUUGAUUCUCAUUUUAAUUUAUUUUACUAACCUUACUAGCCUUGGAAGCGCUUCUUUGAAAUGCACCAAGCCAGAAUUAUUUUGAAAAUGGUGAUAAGUAUUCUGAACUAAUUUGGUGACAUGGAAUGGGCUGUCCAAGUGCAAAUGCAUUUUGUGCUAGUACCUACUGGCAGGAAGUUCUUUCUGUUCAUGGGGCUAAAUACACAUUGCUAGAGGAAGGGGCCAGGGAAUAAUAAUCCCUUCAACCUGACUGUUUGAAAUAACAGGUACUAUUAUUUUUGGAGGGUUUUUCACUUAUUGUGAAUGAUUUCUACAAUUAAAUCUAAUCCUGAGUGCAGAGUACAGCCAUGAGCAUUAAAGCACAAAAUAUACAUGGAAAAAACAAAUAUACCCAGUUUUCUGCAGUCAGACUAAUCUGUUAAAGCGCUAACAUUUUUGCUGUGCGAUUUGUCAGGGUUUUGUCAUGCAAGAAAAGGGGGGAACAGCUGUCAUAUCCAUCCCUACCCCUCUCUGAAGGUGCCCAGGACUCUGCUAUAAGGUUUUUAGAACUGUUGUGAGUUUAACCAACUCUGUUGUCAAUGGUACAGUCACCUUGGAAAUGUCUGUAUUGUAUUUGACAGUUUGCCAUAAAAACUGAAAAUUGAACUUGGUAUGUAUUUGAAUUUAUAUGCUAAAACCUAUCUUUUCUGUUUACAAUAUUGUAAUAUCAGUUUUGGAAUAAUUCAAAUAUAAAACUGAAUGAUUUCUAUAUAGCAACUUAA